AUGACUUCAGGGACCCUUAGUAAGGAAGAGCAAGAAAAGCUUUUCAGCUUGGCAUUGACAGCAAGAGAGACAUCCUAUUCCCCUUAUUCAAAGUUUAGAGUAGGUGCUGCUUUGAUGGCCACUGAUGGCACCUUGUUCAAAGGUUGCAAUGUUGAAAACGCUUCAUAUGGUGCUGCCAUCUGUGCUGAAAGAACUGCCUUUGUCAAGGCUGUGAGUGAAGGGCAUCUGAAGUUUCGCGCUUUGGCUGUUUCCACUGAUCAGGACGAUUUCGUUUCACCAUGCGGCAUUUGCAGACAAUUUAUUUCAGAAUUUGUAUCUAAAGAUAUGCCCGUCUUCUUCUUGAACAAACAUGGCGACCACCGUGAAUACAAGUUUGAACAAUUAUUGCCAUUUGCAUUUGAUUAUGAUACUUCAAAAGAAUAUCUUCAAAAGUAG
Messenger RNA from Mucor velutinosus, 435 nucleotides. RefSeq lists its product as uncharacterized. Gene Ontology annotation, molecular function: zinc ion binding; cytidine deaminase activity. Bases 1 to 435 code for a protein of 144 amino acids. The transcript has 6 exons. Gene Ontology annotation, cellular component: cytosol. Lineage: Eukaryota; Fungi; Mucoromycota; Mucoromycetes; Mucorales; Mucoraceae. The record is from RefSeq and is a predicted model, not a curated record.